AGUAGUGGUACAUAGGACGUUAAUCAUCCCAUGCAGAAUUCUCUACUUUGAAUAUUCUGUCUUGCAAAGGCUUGUUUGAUGAACAGGAGUACCUGAAACAACGUGGAAAAUGCCGUCUACUUUAGCCACAAAGACGACCCAUACACACAAAACCUCAGUAAAUGGAUCACAGUCUACUGAUAUUCCUGUGAAGCGGCUGGAGAAAGUAGACAGGAUGGUGCGGAAAAUCAGCGUGAACAGCCAGAGCCCCGGGUCCCUUUCACCGGCCAGGAGACAGAACAAGGAGAAAGAAAUCAAGGAGACCAAAAUCACAAUCAACUUCGUCACGUUCCCAUUGGCACAGUCUACGCCUGAGCAGCAACUCCUCAAACCCAAUGAGUGGAGCUACUGCGAUUAUUUCUGGGCCGAUAAGAAGGACCCUCAGGGGACGACCACGGUAUCGGGCUUCGAGUUUCUGCUGCAGAAACAGCUGAAGGGCAAACAGACGCAGAAAGAGAUGGCUGAAUUCAUUCGGGAAAGAAUAAAGAUUGAAGAAGAGUACGCCAAGAACCUCUCCAAGCUUUCCCAGAUCCCACUUGCUGCUCAAGAAGAGGGGACACUUGGAGAGGCUUGGAGCCAGCUAAAGAGGAGUUUGGCUGAUGAAGCAGAGGUCCAUCUUAAAUUCUCUUCAAAGCUUCAGUGCGAGGUGGAGAAGCCACUGCUGAUGUUCAGAGGGGACAACUUCAAGAAGGACAUGAAGAAAUAUGACCACCACAUUGCUGACCUGAGGAAACAGUUGGUCAGUCGUUACGCUGCUGUAGAGAAGGCCCGUAAAGCUCUGGCAGAUAGGCAAAAGGACCUGGAAGUGAAGACGCAGCAACUGGAGAUCAAACUGAGCAACAAGACUGAAGAGGACAUCAAGAAGGCCCGACGGAAAUCCACUCAAGCAGGUGAUGACCUGAUGCGCUGUGUGGAUCUCUACAAUCAAGCCCAAUCUAAGUGGUUCGAAGAGAUGGUCACUACAAGUUUGGAGUUGGAAAGGCUUGAAGUGGAGAGAGUGGAGAUGAUACAGCAGCACCUGCUCCAGUACACAACUCUACGCCGUGAGACAGACAUGUUCAACCAAAGUACCCUGGAGCCAGUGGACCAGCUCCUCCGGAAUGUGGAUCCAGCCAAAGACAGAGAGCUGUGGGUGCGGGAACACAAGACAGGAGAUCUGAGACCUGUGGACAUGGACAUUUAAAGGACACUAACCUUAUAACAGAAGACAACUGCACACACACACACAUACACACAUUACACACGUCACCCAAACUACAUAAGUCUGCCUGUCUGUCUGUACAACACUUCAACUUCUCGGCCAAAGCCAUAAGCAUUGUCCCACUCAAGCCAGCAUUUGUAUUCUUCAAUAUCUUUCAAUGAACAUACAAAAUACAAAGUUACAAAGAGUGGUGAUAUCAUUGAUAUCAAACAGUUUACAGGCAGAGUGCAUUACUCUACUCAGCACUUUGUUUUGCAUGAAUAAAAAUCCACCAGCCUUAUCGAUCUUCAGCUCACACAGAUCUCAUUAUUUUACUGCAUCAACAUGUUGCAUAUACACAAUGCAAGCAGUGAAAUCUUUUCAAAUAAAUGUUACAGUUAACUACGUUCAGGCAACAUUCAUGUUGCUAAUCGAAAGAAGCACAUACAAAUGCCGAAAUAUCAUAACAUUAUGGGCGCAUGCAUAAAUCAGACCAUUAUUUCUGUAAAAUAAUAGUUUUAAAAAAGUAACUCAAUUGUUUAUCGUGUUCAAAAAUGCUUUCUACAGGAAAAAUCGGCUGCAGUUUGAAAAUGGCAGCAGUCUUAACGUAAGUAACCAGCAUGAUCCCAUUUGUAGAAUUUGUGCAGGAUAAUAUUCUAUUAUAGUGUCAUUGUAUAGUUAUGUUGUUACAUCUUCAAUGUAGUAUAAAAAAUGCAGAAUUUAUUGCAAUGAGAAAUACAAUGGGAUUUUGAUUAUAGUCAUACCCAACCCAAAUCUACCACAUGAACAACAAAAGCCUUGAUGAAGAAAAAAAAAGCCUGAAUAAAAUGCAUUAUCUAAGUAUGGAUAUUUUUAAAAAUUAUUUUUGCAGGCUUGUUUUGCAAAAAGCACGUAGUUCUCAAAACAAUGUGGUGAUGAAUAGUGCUACUUCAUCUACGGAAUAAUAUUUGUGUAAAAAGAAAAUUUCAGCCCAUUGAAUGUGUUCAUAGAGCAUGUGUUGGCAAAAUACUGCAUUUGUAAAUCCAAUCAUGUAACUUUUCCUCAAGCAAAGCCAAGAAACCUCUUUAUGCAGAACAUAAUCAGCUCCGUGCAACAUCAUAAUCUCAUUCUGUGUUCAUUUCAAGUUUAGUCACAAAAGUUACUUGAGCUGGUAUUAAGGAUAAACUUUAGAGGGGAGCGUAGAAAUUGCUUUAAUUUAAAUGAAGAAAAAGAAGCCUUUGUUUGUCACACACACACACACA
Neoarius graeffei (lesser salmon catfish) is the source of this 2460-nucleotide messenger RNA. RefSeq names its product growth arrest-specific 7a (gene gas7a). Bases 110 to 1222 code for a protein of 370 amino acids. The record is from RefSeq and is a predicted model, not a curated record. Gene Ontology annotation, biological process: actin filament polymerization; neuron projection morphogenesis. NCBI's taxonomy places the organism in Eukaryota, Metazoa, Chordata, Actinopteri, Siluriformes, Ariidae. The transcript is spliced from 13 exons. Gene Ontology annotation, molecular function: actin filament binding. Gene Ontology annotation, cellular component: cytoplasm; plasma membrane; actin filament.